This is a messenger RNA of Sorex araneus (European shrew), 1692 nucleotides long. RefSeq names its product RAB1B, member RAS oncogene family (gene RAB1B). The transcript has 6 exons. Bases 139 to 744 code for a protein of 201 amino acids. Lineage: Eukaryota; Metazoa; Chordata; Mammalia; Eulipotyphla; Soricidae. Gene Ontology annotation, molecular function: GTP binding; GTPase activity. The record is from RefSeq and is a predicted model, not a curated record.
UCUGCGGCGAGGCCCGAGUCGGGAGCGUGUGCGCCUGCGCGGCGCGGGCGGGGCCUCUGGGGCGGAGCGGCCACCAUCUUGGAACGGGAGGCGGAGCAGAGCCGACUGGGAGCGACCGAGCGGGCCGCCGCCGCCGCCAUGAACCCCGAAUAUGACUACCUGUUCAAGCUGCUUCUGAUCGGCGACUCGGGCGUGGGCAAGUCCUGCCUGCUGCUGCGGUUCGCUGAUGACACGUACACUGAGAGCUACAUCAGCACCAUCGGGGUGGACUUCAAGAUCCGCACCAUCGAGCUGGAUGGCAAGACCAUCAAACUGCAGAUCUGGGACACAGCGGGGCAGGAGCGCUUCCGGACCAUCACCUCCAGCUACUACCGGGGCGCACACGGCAUCAUCGUGGUAUACGACGUCACCGACCAGGAGUCCUACGCCAACGUGAAGCAGUGGCUGCAGGAGAUCGACCGCUACGCCAGCGAGAACGUCAACAAGUUGCUGGUGGGCAACAAGAGCGACCUGACCACCAAGAAGGUGGUGGACAACACCACGGCCAAGGAGUUCGCAGACUCGCUGGGCAUCCCCUUCCUGGAGACAAGUGCCAAGAACGCUACCAACGUGGAGCAGGCCUUCAUGACCAUGGCCGCCGAGAUCAAAAAACGCAUGGGGCCAGGGGCCGCCUCGGGGGGCGAGAGGCCCAACCUCAAGAUCGACAGCACCCCUGUCAAGCCUGCGGGGGGCGGCUGUUGCUAGGAGGCCGGGGGCGGAGGGGCACCUUCCCAGAUGAUGCCCAGAGGGCGGGAGGCGCUCCCCUCUCCCGGGGCAUUUGAGUCUGGCUUUGGGGUGUCCCGGGCCCCCCUCUCCUUCCGGCCCGUCUGUGUGCUGCCCUGAGCCCGGGGAGGACACCCAGGGCCCGCGGCUCUGCUGCUGCCCGUCACUUUACUGGUCCUCACCACUGCGGGGUGAGGGCUCCCCUUCCCGCCCCCACACCGCUGGGGGUCCCCAGCUCCCGGAGCCCAGGCCCCCUGGCUGGACCCGCCUCCCGGCAGGUAGGGCCCAGGGUCUCCGGGACCUGGAGUCCAGGACCCGGGGCUGGACCUCAGGACAGGCUCGGGGGCCACGGGCCGGCGCCCCCCCUGGCCUCCUGCCUGGCUCCCCGCCCAGCCCCCGCCUUGCAGCCUUCGGACCAGUGGGCUCGGGCCGGUGGGCGGGCAGCGCACUGGGCCUGUGUCUGGGCCCAGAGGGAGCCUUUUCGUGCUGCGCCGCCCAGUGCCGCCUGCCCACCGUGCCCCUUUGUCCCCGAGGCCGCGGAGGCGGCAGAGGCUGCUCGGGCACCAGCCUUAACCCUCACUCUGCCGGCGCCGCUUCUCCCAGCCUUGGAGCCGCACCCCUGUCGCUCCUCCUGGGGGCAGGGGGCGCAGCCAGGGUCGGGCCCUCUGCUCACCCCUCCCACCAGGCCCUGCCCCCGCCCUUGGCGCAGCUGCCCCUGCAGGAAACCAAACCUCCGUCUGCCCCGGAGCCGCUGCGCUUCCCCGCUGGCCCACCUGUGCCCGCCCUCCAGCUUGUAUUUAAGUCCUUGGGGUGCCCCCGCCCCCAGGUUCCCCUCUGGUGUCAUGUCAGGCAUUUUGCAAGGAAAAGCCAAUUGGGGAGAGAUGGAAAAGGACACACACAAAAAACAAUAAAUUUCCACUGGCCCUCCGG